This is a messenger RNA of Malurus melanocephalus (red-backed fairy wren), 3000 nucleotides long. RefSeq names its product RNA binding motif protein 12B (gene RBM12B). Gene Ontology annotation, cellular component: nucleoplasm; ribonucleoprotein complex. Bases 188 to 2284 code for a protein of 698 amino acids. NCBI's taxonomy places the organism in Eukaryota, Metazoa, Chordata, Aves, Passeriformes, Maluridae. Gene Ontology annotation, molecular function: RNA binding. The record is from RefSeq and is a predicted model, not a curated record. Gene Ontology annotation, biological process: regulation of RNA splicing. The transcript is spliced from 3 exons.
CGGAAGCGCUCGCGCGGCGCAGCUUCCCCUCAGCGUUGGGGGGGCAGUGGAGGCGGCGCCAUCUUGGCGGAGCCGUGCCGGGAGCUGCGGGGCUCGUCCGAGCGGCGUGUCCGUUAAGUUGAUUUUACAGAAUUUAUCAGGUCUCCAAAGCAGAAACAGGUGAUUUUUGCUGUGGGUUGAGCUCAGCAUGGCUGUAGUCAUCCGUUUACAGGGGCUUCCUGUUGUUGCGGGUCCUCCAGAUAUUCGUCGUUUCUUCUUGGGAUUGAAUAUUCCUGAUGGAGGUGUGCAUAUUAUUGGAGGAGAGAUUGGGGAGGCUUUUAUUAUAUUUGCAACAGAUGAAGAUGCACGGCGUGCCAUGAGCUGUUCGGGAGGGUUUAUCAAGGACUCGCGGAUAGAGCUCUUUCUCAGCAGCAAGGCAGAGAUGCAGAAUACCAUUGAAAUGAGCCGGAAACGAUUUGACCGUGGGGGACGAGAAACUAUGUCUGGCUCUAGAAGAACAGGUACUAAUGGUUCUGGUACAUCAAGUAUUGGAGACAUACCACAUUUAGUUACAGUUUCUCCAAAAGGAAUAAGAAAACCUAAUUAUGGGCCACCAAAUCGCCUGGAGGCUGGUUUCCAUACCAAYGGCACAAGACAUGGUGAUAUGGGUAUAGCCAAAUCUUACCAGUUAAGAAAGGAUUCUCACCCAUUUAACCCAGAUGAUCGUUACUUAUUUCUACGUGGUAUACCUUACUCUGCAACAGAAGUUGAAGUCCGUGCUUUCCUUUCGGGGAUACGCGUGGAUGGAGUGAUUCUGAUAAAGCACCGCAAUGGUUUAAACAAUGGUGAUUGCUUGGUAAAAUGUGCUACACCUGGUGAUGCCUUAGAAGGACUUAAACGUCAUAGACAAUACAUGGGUCAGAGAUUUAUAGAAAUUAGUCCAACUACAGAGGAACGGUGGAUUGAAUGUGGUGGGAGGAUAGACAUACCAGAUGAAAUGGAUCACUUUUUGGGCGAAAACCAUUCUCCAAGAAGUUCAGGCUACAUGCAUUCAAGGAAGCAUUCUCGUUCAAGAUCACCAAGGAGACAAAGAACACAUUCUCGUUCAUCUCCCAACCAGGAAUAUUACAUACACUUAAGAAAUUUGUCUUUUAAUGUGGAGAAGAGAGAUUUGAGAGAUUUUUUUCCUGAUCUGGAUAUACACAGCAAACAGAUCAAGAUUCUAACAGAUAAGCAUCAGAAAAGGACUAGAGAUGCCUUUGUGGUGUUAAGGAGUGAGAGAGAAUAUCAGGCUGCUUUGGAAUGUCAUAGAAAGGUUCUUCUCAAUCGUCCUGUUUACGUUUUUCCAAUUUCAAGAAAGUCAAUGUUGAAAAUAAUUGACUCUUGUGAGAGGAAAAGAUCACUGGACAGGGAUCAUCUUGGACAGGCCAUAUCAGAAAAAAGUUACCGGGAAGGUCAUUGCAGCCCUAAGACGUGUGUUUAUGUAAGGAAUUUUCCAUUUGAUGUGUCAAAAAUUGAAGUGCAGAAGUUCUUUGCAAGAUUUGAUAUUGAUGAAGAUGAUAUUUACUUGCUCUAUGAUGAAAAAGGAGUUGGACUGGGAGAAGCACUAGUCAAGUUUAAAUCUGAAGAACAAGCCAUGAAAGCAGAAAAUUUAAAUCGUCAGACAUUUUUGGGAACAGAAGUAUUAAUAAGACUUAUAUCUCAGGACCAGAUGCAGAAGUUUGGUGUACCUGCACCAUUAUCUGCACCAAAUGAAAUGCACAGUCAUUCACAUCCAUAUGACAGAGGUGACCUCUCYCGUCCAGUUGGUUCACCAUCUGGGCCACCACAAGGGCCACCCAUGCAUUCAUUUGGUCCCCCUGGGAACUUUAGGCAUCAUUCUGAAUUUAGACAUCCCCCUGAGGACUUCAUGUGCCCUCCUAAGGAUUUUAGGGGUCCACCACCCCUCAUGGAUUUUGGUGGUGACAGUGAACCUUUUGGCAGAAUGGAGUUUGGGAAUAAUAAAAUGGGAAAUUUUCCUGAAGGAAGAUUUAUGCCAGAGCCGAAUUUCAGUGGUGGUUCUGAACGUGUUGUUCCUAUUCUGUUGAAAAAUUUACCUUUCAAAGCUACUCCUAAUGAGAUUCUGGAUUUUUUCUAUGGCUACAGAGUGAUACCAGAAUCAGUUUCUGUGCAGUACAAUGAACAAGGAUUACCUUCUGGUGAUGCCAUCGUUGCUAUGACAAACUAUGAGGAAGCUAUGGCUGCUAUUAAUGAACUGAAUGAUAGGCCCAUUGGUCCACGGAAAGUUAAGUUGAGUUUGCUGUAAAGGAGGAAGAGAUGCUCUAAUAACACAUUCUAGGUUUGACAGUAUUGACAGUUAAUUUAACUUUUAAUUCCUGGAAGAUGUUAAAAAAACAGUUUCCAUCAACGGUUGUAAAUAAUACUCAGUUCAGUUGUUUAGCAUUUGGUUGAAAUAUCUGUAGGACACUGAAUGUCCUACAAGGUAUAAAGGGAURGAGUUGUAAUGCUUUGGGUUUGUUUUUUUUUGUUUUGUUUUUUUUUUAGUUUGUUUUAAUUCCAGUUUUAUGUCUUUGCAUCAAAUAAAAAUAUAAGUGCUGGUUGACUGACCACACAAACGGUUCAAACAGAAAAUUUUCAGUGCUACCUGCAUUAGUAAAUAACACUUCUUACUGAGGUUAGCUUAAUGAAACUUAAAAAAAUUACUGAUUUUUUUUUUGUUUGUUUUCAUGUAAACUCUACAGGUUUUAUUCGGUUUCAUGUGUUUGCAGGCAUUCCUGUURAAGAGCUUCCUGUUCUCAUUAGCUGGCUUUGCAACUUUUUUAAAAUAAAAAAAGAAAUUGCCGUUUAAAUGUGUGUCUUAUAUUUAAAAGUUGUACAGUUAAUGAUCUCAACUAUUGUGGUCUGCAGAUCUGGGUCUAGGUGAGAAUAAUGCUGAGUGCUUCCUCUGGAAAGAGUGUAUKUGCAGUUUGUCAACACAGCAAAGAAUAGCUAGUUUACAGAUUGCAGAGACUAUUCUCAGUU